AUGCGCGCUUCGGUUUGGUUCAUAUGCAUUGGUGUGGUGCUUGUAACUUUAUUUAUAUAUGCUGAAAAACACCAUAUCAUAGAUAUCUUCAAUAAAUCUUUGACUAGUAUCGCAAUUACAAACGAAACAGUUAAUGAAGAUAUUCAAUUCUCUCUGCAUUCGAUUAAAAACAGCUUCAAACAAAAUAAUGAACUUAGCAUUCAUUGGCUUCGAGUUAUCAAACACUAUAUUCGUUUUCCCCUUGAUAACGCUUAUGGAUCUCAUCAACUUUUACUACUCGCUGCUAGUGUCUUAACGUCUGAUGGAGGGCCAGUUAUGGAAUUAGGUUGUGGUUAUUUUUCUACUAUUCUUUUGCACCAAAUAGUUGUUGCUGAACAAAAACGCUAUCUUCUUUCGACAGAUACGGAUCGUGAAUGGUUAUCAAAGUUUGAAGCAAAUAUGUCUUCGUCUCUCCAUGAAUUUCGUCACGUUAAAGAGGCAUCUGAAUGGGAUCAUAUUGGAACUAAUCGUCGAAGAUGGUCCAUAACUCUAGUUGAUCAUAAGCCAGGUAACAGACGUACUGCUGAUCUUAUACGUGUAGCAAAUAUUUCUGAUAUUGUUAUAUUGCACGAUACAGAAACUCCUGUAUAUAAAUACGAGGCAGGUCUAGCACAAUAUCCAUACCAAUAUCGAUAUACCUAUUUAUCAACCAAUACUGAUGUGUUGAGUAAAUACAAUCGUACGCUUCUGUCCAACAUACGACGCUUACUAGAACUUACUAUCGAAAUGAAAUUACCAAAAGUUGAACCUGCUUAA
Molecule: messenger RNA, 795 nt
Organism: Rotaria socialis
Lineage: Eukaryota; Metazoa; Rotifera; Eurotatoria; Philodinida; Philodinidae
Source: the annotation of a GenBank genome assembly